Hydra vulgaris (swiftwater hydra) is the source of this 1890-nucleotide messenger RNA. NCBI's taxonomy places the organism in Eukaryota, Metazoa, Cnidaria, Hydrozoa, Anthoathecata, Hydridae. The record is from RefSeq and is a predicted model, not a curated record.
AUGAUAAUGAUCAUGAUGGAUGAUAAUGAUUAUUAUCAUUAUCAUAGCAGUAAACCUAUUUUCAUUUUGAAGAAGAUGAAUAAACUAGAAUUAAAAAGACUUGCUGUAAAAUAUUAUGAGGAGAAUAAAGUUCCACAAGAAAUAGAAAACUUGCUCAACAUUUUAUUCCUUCAACAACCAAAAGAUUUGUAUGGGUACAUGAGUGAUUACUUUGGUUCCAAAUCAUGUUCCCCUACAAUAUCAGAGAUUACCUACCAAUCUGCAUUAAGUCCUGCUGGUUAUAAAAGUCUGGAGGCUGUUGUCAGUUGUUGCAUUCAUGGAGUUGUGAAGGAAAUUGCAAAUUUGCAAUUAAUUUUUGAUAAUCGUCCUGCAAUGGCACCUGUAACUUAUAAAUCAGUUGAGAGAAAAGACACUAAAGCUAAAAAGAAAGACAUACUUGUUGAAAAUGUUACAAUAGAUUUGGGUACAAAAUCUGUUACUGAAGAAAAACAACUACCUGGAUUUUCAUAUGAACGUUUAUGCUUUGUUAUUAAAAUGGUUAUGACUCCUGCUUUAAUUGGUGCUUGUAUAAAUGAUCAAUCAGACAUUGAUGAAAGAUUGAGAAUUGCUAUUGAGAGGUAUUCAUCAGAAGCUCUUUACAAAGAACAUAAUGCUUGUGUUGAUUUUAUUGAAGUUAAUGUGAAUGAAUGUUUAAACACAUCUGAAAACCAUUCAGCCGACUCUGAACUUUCUAAUAUGUGUGAAUUUGAAAUAAAACAAGGCUCAUUUUUUCUUUCUAUUAUGAGUAGUUAUGCUUCAAACUGCUUGAAGAACCAAUCAUAUUACUUAUAUACAAUGCAGGAAAAGUACUCUAUACCAGUACCUGCAUUGAAUAUUCUCAGUUGCAGUUGCUCAACUCCAGGAAAGCUAAAUUUGUUUAAAGAGAUUUGGAUUCUACCAAAAAGAAAUAUAAAAGUGGAUCAGGGUGCUCAUAUGCUUUUGAAUUUUUAUAAGUAUAUUGAACAGUUAUUGUUGCAGAAGUUUGGUGUAUCUGGUUGUUUGAAGAGUUUUCUUUCUGGCGAAUUUACACCAGCUUUUGAUAAACCAGAACAACUUUUUGACUUUAUCAUGACAGCUAUCAAAAGUUUUUCACCAAAUGCCCAACCUUCAUUUGAUAUAAUCUUGCAUCUUGCAGCACAUGAAUUUUAUGACAUGAAGCUAAACAAAUAUGAAAUAAGUGCUGGAACUUCAAAAACAAAAGAAGAUCUCUUACAAAUGUACAAAUCCUGGGUUGAGCUUUAUCCUAUAAUUGGUUUUAUUGACCCAUUCCAUGCUAAUGAUGGUUCAAGUUACAUUUUGUUGCACUCAGCUUUGUCCAGUAGUUGCUAUAUUUUUUCAAGUCAAGCUUUUAAUGAAAAAACUGUAAAAAAGAUGUUAAAUGAAAAACUUGUUGAUGGAUUUUUAAUCAACCCAGAAGAAGUUUGUCAAACAUUAUCUGAUGCUUUAUGUUUGGUUAACUUGAUUAAAGAUCAUUCUGGAAAUUUGAUUAUGAGAGAUCAAUGGUUUAGCAAACAAAGUAACAGCUUAGCAGUAGAUUUGUCGAUUUCAUUUGGAUGCUUGUUUUUCCAAAUUUCUUCUACAAAUAGUAUGUCUUUAUGUCGUCUAGUAUCUUGUUACUCUGAAUUAAAGAGGAAAGGUUGUUUAAUUGAAGAAGAGAGUUAUGCUUUUAAAAACAUUUUAAAUGUGUUGAAUGAAAAUCAUGUUGACAAUGUUAAAUAAAUAUUAGAAAAACAUAAAAACAUGGAAAUUAGUAAUAUUGUUAAAAUCAUAUAAUUACAUGUUGUUGCUAGAUAAAAUUUGUUAUUGUAAUAUAGCCAUUAGUGGAUUUAUAUAACUAUAAACUUAAAUCUU